Scophthalmus maximus (turbot) is the source of this 6419-nucleotide messenger RNA. RefSeq names its product mitogen-activated protein kinase 8 interacting protein 1a (gene mapk8ip1a). The record is from RefSeq and is a predicted model, not a curated record. Gene Ontology annotation, molecular function: protein binding. The coding region runs from base 385 to 2589 and encodes 734 amino acids. Gene Ontology annotation, biological process: regulation of JNK cascade. The transcript has 12 exons. NCBI's taxonomy places the organism in Eukaryota, Metazoa, Chordata, Actinopteri, Pleuronectiformes, Scophthalmidae. Gene Ontology annotation, cellular component: cytoplasm.
CUCUCCUCCCCUCUCUCCUCCCCUCUCUUCCUCUCCUCCCCUCUCUCCUCUCCUCUCCGCUCAGCUCUUCCCCAGGAAGAUGAUGAAAGUGAUGAUGAGGAUGAUGUGACACCGGGGCCAACCAAUGACGGGGCGAGCAGGGCAGCAGGAGGGGCGUGUCUCGGAGGCCGAGCUCGGAUGCUGAUCGAUGCUGAGGCGACCGAGGCGGAAGGAGAGAGGGGAAGAGAGGGGAGGCAGAGGAGGGUGGGAGAGGCCUAGCCCGAGCCGAGGAGCGCCGACACUGGCCUGAUACGAGGACGGGGAAGAGCAGGAGGAGGAGGAGGAAGAGGAGGAGGAGGAGGAAGAAGAAGCUGCCGCCUGUCAGAGGGGCAUCAACCUGCUGUCAUGGAUAAAUAUCGACCAAAGAGACCGACCACCCUGGCUCUGUUCCCUCAGCUGCCACGAGCCGGCACCCAGGACUCCAUCAACAACAACUCCUUUGGUAAGAAGGAGAGCUGGAAGGAGUCUCACUCGUCUUCCCCUCACAUCACAGGGGAUCUUACGCCACCGGACGUCCGACCAAAAGCGGAGGACAAAGUCCGGCAGGGAACCCGCCGCCCGGCCCCGAAACCACCUGCAGCCAAUGAGACCAAAGGCAAAACCAAGGCUCAGACGGCCGCCGCCGACUCACGCACCCGCCUGCGAGACAAACAGGCGUCCGCCGCCGCGCACACACAAUCCUCCAACAGUCCGAGGACUCAGCGCAGAGCAGCAGCAGCAGCCGGAGGAGGAGGGAGAGGAAGAGGAGCAGCAGCAGCGAUGAAGGACAGGAACCAGGGAAAGGAUGGAGUGAAGGAAGAGAGACGAACGGGGAGACUGUGCUCCGAGGCCAAGGCCAAGGACAAAGAGAGGAACGGGCCCCAGAGGCCGAGGGAAGCCAACGGACCGAAGGGCCGAGGGGCCGAGGAGAAAGGAAGAGCAGGAGCUAAAGGGUCGAACAGAGGAGGAGGAGGAGCGGUGAAGACGAACAACGCGCCGCUGAACCAGGAAGUCUACCUGACGGCCAAUGUGGUGCCGCGCACGCCGGUCGCACCGCGGACGCAGGACAAGAGCCAAGACCGAGGCCAAAGCCACGAUGGGACCCAGGACAACUCCUCUGUAAUGUCCCGGUCCAGCAGUGAGGGCGGGUCCAACAGAAUGUCCCUCAGCUCCGACACCGAGGGCCCCCCUCCGGGGCCCCUGCAUCCCUCUGUAUCCUACAGAAUCAACCCUGACAUCAGGGAAGAGGACGGGGAGGGAGUACCGACUCCCUGCGCCAACGUCCAGAACCGUCCGACCAACGCGUCCGCCGUUGAGGAACAAACAGCGAUGGACUGCACCAACUCGGAAGUGGACGCAGCUGUCCCUCAAGGAGAUCCGGCGGCUUCUCGGACUGUACCGAGGAGUGAAACUGCAGCCGGGCUGAGUUAUGACUCUGUUAAAUACACGCUGGUGGUCGACGAACACGCUCAGCUGGAGCUGGUCAGCCUCAAGGACUGUUUCCACCGUUACAAUGAGCACAACGACGACAGCGACGCCGAGACGGUCUACCAGUCAGCCAAUGAGGAGGAAGACCCCGAGUACGAGCAGGAGAUGAAGAGGAAAGAGGAGGCAAGAAGUGAAAAAAGAAGAAAGGAGGCGGAGACAAAGAAGAGGUUGGAGGAAGACGUGAAGAGGAGGAGAGAGGAGGAGGUAAAGAGGCGGAGGGAUGUUGUGGCGAGGAUCUGCAAACCGUCCAAAGUGGCGUCCAAAGUGGCGUCCACCGCGGCGCCGGAGGACGAGGAGUCUCACGGAGGAAGAGCCGGCGCUCCCAGAAGUAGGAAGUUCCUCAACCUGUUUGCCAAAAACAGCAGACACUACAGCACCACCGGUGCUGGGUCAUUCGGCUUGUUCUCCUGCGUUCUGGACGGAGUGGAGCGACAGCAGAGCCACAGAGCCGCCUACAGGUUUGUCCCUCGUCAUGCAGACGAGCUUCAGCUGGAGACGGACGACCCGGUGUUACUGCUGAACCAGUCCGAGGACCUGUGGUGCCAGGGUUACAACAUGAGGACGGGGGCGACGGGCAUCUUCCCGGCCUUCUACGCCGUCAAGUUGGCCAAAGAUAUUAACCCGUUGCAGAAAGACGGUUUGGUGGAGAAGUUCCAGGUGCGAUUCCUGGGUUCCGUUCAGGUGCCCGUCCACAAAGGCAGCGACGUGCUGUGUGCUGCGAUGCAGAAGGUAGCGUGUAACAGGCGGUUAGCGGGUCAGCCUCCCGCGGCCUGUGUGCUGGAGGUCAGUGUGAGGGGCGUGAAGAUCAACGUCCAGGACCAGUGUCACUCUGCUCACAGGGGCGACCAGUGUUUCCACUUCUUCCAGCUGAAGAACAUCUCGUUCUGUAGUUGUCAUCCGAAACACAGCAAGUAUUUCGGAUUCAUCACCAAACACCCCGACCAACAGCGCUUCGCCUGUCACGUGGUGAUGUCAGAUACAACGUUACAUCCUCUGGCCGAGUCUGUCGGGAGGGCGUUCCAACAGUAUUACAAGGAGCACAUCGGCUACUCCUGUCCCACCGAGGACAUCUUCAUCGAGUAGCACCUCUCCCUCAUCCUUUGUACUGGAUACUCACUAUGUGCAUGUGUAGGCCUCCGUCUUACACCACAGCCUGGACUGCUGACAUGUCGUCGUCGUCAUGGUACUUGCAUGGUGGAUCUUCUUUUUCUUAGCCGCAUUCAGUGACGCAGCGAGACGUUCCCUACCGUCGGCCACGUCACAACCUCUGUGGAUGGAUACAGGAUCACGUGAGAUGUCCCAAAUGUAACAUAAAUCUACCCCAACAAAUAAAUUAUAUUGAUAUAUUUUAUAGGCUAAAAUUAUUUAUAUGUAACUACACAUAGAUAUUGGCUAUACAACCAUGUAGACCGCCGCCUUCAGGAGCAAGGAGUCGACUUAACGACAGGAAGUUUACAGCCUAUGAAAUGGAUGAUCAUUAAUCGGGGACAGUCUUGGUAAUCAAUCAACGCAAAAAAACUAAAAUAAUUGAUCCGCGAUCUGUGAAUUUGCACAAUUGAUCAAACAGUUUAUAACAUUUACUUUGGUCUGCUACGAUUCUGCGUCUAUCACGUCAAGAUCUCAACAGGAUACGUACGAAACCUUUUAGCCUAAUUUCAGACUCGAGGGGGCGUUCACGUGUAUUCUAAAAAGUUAUGACAUUUUAAUUGCAGUUUUCAGACUAAUGUAUGCAUAAAAGUGUGACAUGUAUGUCGACUAAAUGUUUUUAAAUGGCGGUGAAUCUUCUGUCGUUAAAUGAGCAUUCAUCCUUGACUCAGCGGUAGCGACGGGCUCCUUAUCUACAACGACGGCCCCAACGGACCCGCUUUUGUCUUUGCACAGAUUGAUGUUUUCCAAAAAAUCACAUCGAAGUAUAAUUCUGUCUCAUAUACAAAACCCCCAACACACUUGACAAUCUACUGUUGAAGACGACGGGAGCCUGAAGUGUCUCCUCUCGGCUGCUCGACGUUCCUUUUUCUUCCAGACGUGGUCCCGACCACAACGAACCCUUUAUGAAGGCUUCUCUCUACGUCGUGUGACAACAGGGGCCAAAUGACGCUGUGCAAUUUAGUUACGCGAGCGACUGAACAGAUCACUUCUCUUUCAGCUUAGACUUCUUUUGCAUUUCUACAAGUCAUUGUGGAAGAACGUACUUGUCAUUGUUGAUUCUUCAGACUUCACUUCACAAACUGACCCACUGUCCGAGUUGCUUGUAUGAAAAAAAGGAGAAUUCCUUGUUUUUGCAGCCAGUAGAGAAUUAUUCCAAGCUACACUGAUCCACCUUUUUAAAAAAUGGAUCAAAUGUGUGCGAUGUGAAGGAGUCGCUCACGGUGACAAACCCACGGACACUUACCACCCAACCCCUCAGUUUCCCUCAACUGUAUCAAGAUUUGUUUUUUGCCUCAUGACAUUGACAUUGUUCUGGUUUUGCAGCAACUAAAUUACACUCAUCAGCAAUUUGUUGCCAGCAACAGCAGCUACUUCAAACUACAUAGCUCUGAUUAAUCCAGCGUCUGUAACCGAUCCCACUGCGUUUAGCAGCUGAAGAGCGAGAUGUUUUCUUACGACUUGGUGGAAGAUAGAACUUCAGAAUAUCUAAGGGGUCAUCUGAAACUUGACUAAAAGUAAUAUUGCUUCUUUAAGAUGUGGCAAUGUAGAGUGUUCAGCUUGUCCUGCUGCCCCCAAGUGGCAAAACCCCCAAUGACAACAAUUAAUUAAUGCAACUUUAAGAUCACAGAUUAGUUUUUUCCGACUUCCAGAAUUCCAGCCAAUGAGAAUACGUCUGCACACGCAGUUGAACCACACGAUAUCUGAGCUGAUGGAGUCAAUGGAAAGUUUUUUAAAAAAGCAAAAGAAGAAGAAGCCUGAAAUGUUUUAUGUUUAAAAGAAAAAACAGUGCCUUUUUUAUUUUUUGGGUGCAGCGAUGACGACGGUCCUCGGUGAGUUAUACGUAGUUACCUGUUGACUUCACACGACGUCUCUGAUUGACACAACGGAUCAUUUCAUUCAUUGUAGCUGGACAUAUGACUUGGUACAUCUAAGAUGGCUGCCAUGGAAUAUCUAAUGACGGUUCUGGACUGAAGGACGACGCGCUGGUGUAUAUAGACCAUAAUCGCACAGCGGCCAUUUUAUUCUGACAUCAUGCUCAUAAACAUGUUAACAAAACAGAAUGAACGUCUCCGUGAUCCAGGUCACAAGUCGCACAAACAUAAUUAAGGAAUUUGACAAAUAAUAUUUCCCGCAAUCUGAUGAGCAACUGAAAAAACAAUGGAGAGUUAAAAUCUGGAGGGAGAUUUCAAAAUAAACAUAUUCGAUAGCUCACUUGCUAACAGCUAACAUUAGCAUUCACUUCAAGCUAACGUUUCUGUUUGCUGUUACGUGAUACGAUGAAAUAACAAUAUGCACGUUGGACUAGAUGUUAUCAAGCUAGCAAAUGUAACAUUAAUUGUCGUGGUGAGUUUUCACCCGAUCUCAGAAAUGUCAGUUAAGUCGUGUAACGUUAUGUGACAUCAGCAAAUUUGUUCCAAGCACGUUAGCAUUAGAUUGAGCGUUUAGCAAUUAGCUUGAUUACAGUGCAUUUUACUUCCAGGCUUAAAUAACCGUGUCCUACAGGUGCAUUGAUAUUCAAAAUUUAAAAUGUCUUUACCAUCAUAUGUCACAGUGUCAAACCGUAAUGUGAGCCAGGAAGUGGUCAAAUGCUAAUGUUAGCUGCAGUCUAGUUGUAGCUAAUGAGCUAUCAAAAUAUGGUGUUUAACCAGAAAACACGGCCUGUGGUCCCGCCAGAUUUUUUAAUACCCAUUUUUUCUUCAGUUGCUGAUCAGUGGGGAGAUUGUGAAACGACAGCAGUUUGUCCGAUUCGCCGUACGACAUUAUUCUGCUAAUAGCUUUUGGGUGACGUCAAAGGAAAAUGGCUGCCGUGCGAACAUGGUCUAUUGUCCCUUGAUUGAUUAAAACAUUACAGUAGAACUGGUCAAUAUUACACCAGUCUGCUUUGGGAAGAUGUGAAUUCAAGAUGAUUCUAAAGCAACAUUUUUGAUGAAGCUUUCAGCGUGAAUAUGACUCAUUGUUUUGGAUUAAAUUUACCAUUGGUGCAGUAUUGAUAGUCUAAGCAAAGAUUUUUGAGAGGUUUUUUUUUGUCCCAGUCUCUCACUGCAUUUGUAAAAGAAAUGCAAGGGAAAAUGUUAAAUACUUGUAAAUGUUGGCAUGAAGAUGGUUAAAGGUACUGAACACCUACACAAGGCAUGCGGCUUCCUGGUCUCUGCAACUCUUAGCAUCUGACUCUUUUACAUAUAAAAUCCCUUCCCUUGCCUUUCAGACAGACUUUGCCUUCCAUUCGUGUCAAGAACAAUAUGAAAAAUAAUGCAACACAAAUUUUAACUUCAGACGUUCACUGUGAUGGAUGACAAAUUCAAAGUUUCGUGUCUCUGUUUCGAUUCUCGUACAGUGAAUGAAAAUCAUCGUCAACCUGGAAAAAACAAAAGUAUUUUUUCAGUUGUCAUUUCAGCUGCAGAGCAAGUUUGACCUUUUUAAACGACAAUAAACCAAAUUUGUCAAUUCCAUGCCAGCCCUCCGAGGUGAACCGCCCAAGUUGUCCUGAUCCACCAGAAAGUGUCCUUUCUCUGUAUUCCACUCCUGCGACUCCGACACCACGGGGGAUCAACUGUACUUAACUCAUCGACAUAGAUAUUAUCCUGUAUAGAUACUGUAUGUAAGUAUUAUGUUUGUAUAGGAGUCAUUAUUGUAUGCUGUUGGUAUAACCAAAGUCCUGGGUGUAACACCGCAUGAUCUCGAUGUUGUAAAAAUGAAGACAAGAUGCACAGACUGGUGAUAGUGAUGGUGGUUGUUCUUGUCAAUAAAUCACGUUUACAACUGCA